AUGGCUGCCGACAAAGGAGUGAUCGAUUUAGAUUCACAAAAGCAUGACAGAAUUCAUUGGAAAGUACGAUUAUGUAUAUUUUUUGUCAUUAGAAGACUUUAGACUUAUUGUUCAAUCAAAUUUAACAUGAAAAGUAGAAGCUUAAGCAAGAUUAGACAAGUAGCACUUGCUGUAAAAAUAUCAAGACCGACAGACCGUGACUUUUUUCUAAAUGUUUAUUGUAUAGGCAAGAUGCAUUGACUACUGGAGCAAGUGGAGGUCUUGUGUUGGUAUGAUAAAUUGCUUAAAUAUUACAAUAUAUAGACAUUGUUCAGGCAAGGUCAUAUACAAUUGUUUAUCAAUGAUAUUUGUUUCAGCUUCAUCCAACCAAUUCCACAAGUAUUACCAAUAUGGAGAAUUUGAAGAUUGUGAUAUCCACCAAAAAGAUUUGAAAAACUGCUUUCUUUGGAAGACAAGGAAAUCAAUCGAUGCACUGGUAUAAACUGUGAUAGAUCAUAGAUAGGUCUUUGUGGUUACUGAAAACUAGACUAAUUUAGCUACAUAGCUUUAUUUUCCGGGAACCGGCACUAGUACAGUACCUGAAGAAAACGUGUGAUGUUUGACAGAGACUGGAAACACUCUUCUUAUAUUCACCUGAUGUGAAAUUAUAAUCAGACAACUACAAGAAUCAAACAACACUCACAGGGGUGAAAUAUACAUCACUUUCCAUUUUAGGAUAGUCUUAUUUCAAGAAAACAAGAAGAGGAGAGAAAGAAGUCGUCAGAAUUUGCCAACUCCGUUUGGGAGAAGAGAGAGAAUCCAGCAAAAGAUUGGGAGUAA
This is a messenger RNA of Paramuricea clavata, 819 nucleotides long. Lineage: Eukaryota; Metazoa; Cnidaria; Anthozoa; Malacalcyonacea; Plexauridae. The record is from the annotation of a GenBank genome assembly.